Neomonachus schauinslandi (Hawaiian monk seal) is the source of this 1527-nucleotide messenger RNA. RefSeq names its product TNF alpha induced protein 6 (gene TNFAIP6). Gene Ontology annotation, molecular function: hyaluronic acid binding. The record is from RefSeq and is a predicted model, not a curated record. The transcript has 6 exons. Gene Ontology annotation, biological process: negative regulation of inflammatory response; cell adhesion. Lineage: Eukaryota; Metazoa; Chordata; Mammalia; Carnivora; Phocidae. The coding region runs from base 58 to 891 and encodes 277 amino acids.
UCUGAGAACUUAUCCUGGACAGCCCCUAACAGGCUAUUACUUCUCUACAACUGAGAUAUGAUCAUCUUAGCUUACUUAUUUGUCCUGCUGUGGGAAGAGGCUCACGGAUGGGGAUUCAAGAAUGGAAUUUUUCAUAACUCCAUAUGGCUCGAACAAGCAGCAGGUGUGUACCACAGAGAAGCUCGGUCUGGCAAAUACAAGCUCACCUACGCAGAAGCCAAGGCAGUGUGCGAAUAUGAAGGCGGCCAACUCGCCACCUACAAGCAACUAGAGGCAGCCAGAAAAAUUGGAUUUCAUGUCUGUGCUGCUGGGUGGAUGGCCAAAGGCAGAGUUGGAUACCCCAUUGUGAAACCAGGGCCCAACUGUGGAUUUGGAAAAACUGGUAUUAUUGAUUAUGGAGUCCGUCUUAAUAGGAGUGAAAGAUGGGAUGCCUAUUGCUACAACCCGCAUGCAAAGGAGUGUGGUGGUGUCUUUACAGAUCCAAAGCAAAUUUUUAAAUCUCCAGGCUUCCCAAAUGAGUACGAAGAUAACCAGAUCUGUUACUGGCACAUUAGACUCAAGUAUGGUCAACGUAUUCACCUGAGCUUUUUGGACUUUGACCUUGAAGAUGACCCAGCUUGCUUGGCUGACUAUGUUGAAAUAUAUGACAGUUACGAUGAUGUCCAUGGUUUUGUGGGAAGAUACUGUGGGGAUGAGCUUCCAGAAGACAUCGUUAGUACAGGAAAUGUCAUGACCUUGAAGUUUCUAAGUGAUGCUUCAGUGACGGCAGGAGGUUUCCAAAUCAAGUAUGUUGCAGUGGAUCCUCUAUCCAAAUCCAGUCAAGGAAAAAACACGAGUACUACUUCUACUGGAAAUAAAAACUUCUUAGCUGGAAGAUUUAGCCAUUUAUAAAACAAACAAAAAAAGGACACUCAGUGUUUACAUUUGUAUCUUUUGGAACCCCUUAUUAAUAGCAUUUAUUUAUUUUCUAAAUGUGAAAGGCAAUACCUGAUACUCUGGGGAAAAUUGGAAAAUACAGAAAACUUUAAAUGAGAAAAUAAAAUCUCUCAUAAUCCCACUGCAUAAAAUAACAAGCAUUAACAUUUAUGUAUUUUUCUUUUAGUUGUUUUUCAAUUUGUGGUAUAUGUAUAUAUGUAUCUAUAUGUAUUUUGUAUUUGAAAUUUUGGAAUCCUGUUCCAUGUACAGUUUUAUAUCUUAGUUUUUUUUUAACUUCGAACUUUAUGGCUUAAGCAUUUUCCCGUAUCAUUGAGUAUUCUGCAAACACAUAAUUUUGAACAGCUGUAAAAUAUUCCAUGGUAUGAUUUGUUCCAUACUUUAUUUAUGCUUGUCUCUAUUGUGGGAAUUUUAAGUUGCUUUCAAAAAUAUUGCUGCAAUAAAUAUCCUUGCACAUACAUAUGUGUACAGCUCUCUAAUUAUUUGGGAUAGGGUCCUUGAAGUAGAAUUACUGACUCAGAUAUUAAUUAAAAUGGAAUUUUGUUAGGAUCCCUGGCUAGCUCAGUCAGUAGAGCAUGCAACUCUUGAUCUUGG